GCUGCCGCUCACCUGCUGCUGGAAUGCAGGAGGAGUUGCCGACUCAGUCUGUUGUUGCUGCCCUGAGAGUCUACGCUAGUCCCAGGCCUUCGGAUUGUCCCUUGACCUCUCCACCUCGAAAGCGCUUAGGAAAACCCAAGGCACGAUUUGGACGCGAAGUAGAAAUCGUAUUCCUGAGACACCGUUUAUAGAAAAAGAUACGCAAUUUCUAACUUUAUAAAUUAAUAAAAGCAAGCACCUAAUGCUGUUCUUAAUCACAAUUACAUUAAAUUUGGGGUGGGGAAUGCAUGUCAUUGCAGUUGACACCUGUCAAGAAUCUCUUAAAUUGUAUCCUGAAAAGCCAGGAUGGAGAUAUCAAUGCCCCCACCUCAGAUAUAUGUAGAAAAAACUCUGGCCAUUAUCAAACCAGAUAUUAUUGACAAAGAGGAGGAGAUACAAGAUAUUAUUCUCAGAUCUGGAUUCACCAUUGUUCAGAGAAGAAAACUACGUCUCAGCCCUGAGCACUGUAGUAACUUUUACGUGGAACAGUAUGGGAAAAUGUUUUUCCCCAAUUUAACAGCUUACAUGAGUUCUGGACCACUUGUUGCUGUGAUAUUAGCUAGACAUAAAGCCAUUGCUUACUGGAAAGAACUUUUGGGACCAAGUAAUAGCUUACUAGCUAAGGAGACACACCCAGACAGUCUAAGGGCAAUUUAUGGUACAGAUGACCUAAGGAAUGCACUUCAUGGGAGUAAUGAUUUUGCUGCAGCAGAAAGAGAAAUUCGAUUCAUGUUUCCUGAAGUGAUUGUUGAGCCCAUUCCAGUUGGACAAGCUGCUAAGGACUAUUUAAAUUUAUAUGUAACACCAACCUUGCUUGAAGGACUCACAGCGCUUUGUAAGGAAAAACCAGCAGAUCCUUUUAUUUGGCUAGCUGAUUGGCUGCUGAAAAAUAAUCCCAACAAACCUAAGCUUUGUCACUAUCCAAUUGCAGAAAAACCUUCUUAAAAUAAAGUCCUUCAAAGAACAAAUUACGAACUAUCAUAUUGUAAAAGGCAUGCUUCUACUUAAACAAAAACAAAAACAUAAUUCCUAAGGGUUUAGUAACUACAUGUGAAAUAAAUUAUUUCUUAAAAA
Molecule: messenger RNA, 1113 nt
Organism: Ceratotherium simum simum (southern white rhinoceros)
Lineage: Eukaryota; Metazoa; Chordata; Mammalia; Perissodactyla; Rhinocerotidae
Gene: NME5
Product: NME/NM23 family member 5
Biological process (GO): CTP biosynthetic process; negative regulation of oxidative stress-induced intrinsic apoptotic signaling pathway; spermatid differentiation
Cellular component (GO): cilium
Molecular function (GO): nucleoside diphosphate kinase activity
Source: RefSeq, a predicted model, not a curated record